GGGCAACUCCUCUCUCUCUUCAGCUCUCUCUCCCUCUCCCUUGCCAGUCCCCUACCUCUCUCGUUCUUUUUUCCGAUCUAAAAACUUCCUCCCAGUCGUUGCCUGCACCUUACGUCGCCCCCUCUCUCUCUCUCUCCCUCCCUCUCAUUUGCGAUCUUGUGAGAAAACAGGAAAACCUGCGAGGGUUUCGAUCCGUUUGCUCUCUCCCCCAUCCCUCGAAGUGCUAGAUCGAUUUUCUGUAUCUAGGGUUUCACAGGGAAGCCACUAGUUGUCUCCUUGUUUAAGGUUGUGUCAAAUUUAAUUUGAUGAUCUUUCAACGACAAUUGAACUAUGACAUCAAACAUUUUAACCGGAGAGAGAAGAUGGACCUCUGCAAGAAGAGGAGGCAUGACUGUCUUGGGGAAAGUUUCUGUUCCGAAACCUAUAAAUUUACCCAGCCAAAGGUUAGAAAAUCAUGGUUUGGACCCAAAUGUGGAAAUUGUCCCCAAGGGCACCCUUAGCUGGGGCAGCAAAUCAUCUUCUUCUGCAUCGAAUGCAUGGGGUUCUUCAACUCUUUCGCCACAAACUGAUGGUGGUUCUGGUUCGCCAAGCCAUCUGAGUGCCCGUCCUUCGUCUGGUGGAAGUGGUACUCGACCAUCAACUGCUGGCAGUGACAGAGCCCAUGAAGCUAAUGCUAAUGCUUGGGGUUCUAAUUCUAGGCCAUCAUCGGCUUCUGGAGCUUUGUUAUCAAGUCAGUCAUCACUUACAUCACUACGUCCCCGUAGUGCUGAAACAAGACCUGGUAGCUCACAAUUAUCUCGAUUUGCUGAUCCACCGUCGGAGAAUUCAGGGGCAUGGGGUGCAGCUGGAAUGGCAGAAAAGUUGGGAGUUACAUCAGCUAAGAAAGAUGGGUUUUCUCUUACAUCUGGAGACUUUCCUACACUUGGUUCCGAAAAAGACAACGAUGGAAGAAAUUCAGAGCCCCAAGACCAUAGUUCUCAUGGUCGUCCUGGAUCAUCUUCUGGUGGAGCAACAGUGAAAGAUGGGAGUGGGACUUCUGAUGGUAAUGCUUCUAUAAAUUCAAAUGUCAAGAGUGGAACUGCAAAUUCUUGGAGAAGAGAUAACUCCCCAUACAAUGAAGAUGGAAUGAGGCCGAAUGUGGAGAAAUGGCCGGUGGAUCCUCCACCACAUCACAAUCCAAAUUUGCCCCCACCUCAUUAUGAUGCAUGGCAUGGUCCUCCUGUAAAUAAUCAUCCCGGUGGCGUAUGGUAUAGAGGACCUCCAGGCGGUCCUCCAUAUGGGGCUCCUGUUACUCAUGGUGGUUUCCCAAUGGAACCAUUUCAUUACUAUCGUCCUCAGAUUCCAGCUACUGCUCUUGCCAAUCAACAGCCAGUUCCACCUCCUGGUGUAGGACCAAGAGGGCACCACCCAAAUAAUGGAGAUAUGUACAGGCCUCAUAUGCCUGAUGCUUACAUACGCCCGGGUAUGCCAAUUAGGCCUGGUUUCUUCCCUGGUCCUGUGGCCUAUGAGAGCUACUAUGGCCCUCCCAUGGUCUACUGCAAUUCCAAUGAACGAGAUAUUCCAUUUAUGGAAAUGACAGCUGGUCCUGCAUACAACAGGCAUUCAGGUCAAACUGCUCCUGAUAAUAGCAAUUUGCAUAAUAGACCUUGUGGAUAUGGUCCUCCUGGGAAGCCAUUGGUCUCAGAAGUGGAAUUUAGUCAGUCUCACGAUCCUUGUAGACCGUACAAGGUUCUUCUGAAGCAGCAUGAUGGUUGGGAUGAGCAACAUGAUCAGAAGUUGAACGAGAGUGGUGCAUCAUAUCUUGAGAAGGAGGACCAGCCAAGAAAAUCUUGGGACGAUGACUUGCAAGGAGAUUACAAAAAGGAUGAGGAGAUGCACAUAAAAGGAAGAACAACUGGGGAAAAGGCUUCUGCGGCUUCAGACAUCCAAGGAGGCAGCUCUGUCACUGCCAAAGUAAAUUCAACUGAAAUUGUAGGAUAUGUGAUGGCACACAAUGAACAUUUUGUGAAGAAAUCAGAAAACAUGGCCGUUGUUGUUCCAGAAGGCCCUGCAGCCUUAAAAGACUCCAGCCUGAUACAAAAAAUAGAAGGUUUAAAUGCGAAAGUUCGGGCUUCAGAUGGACGACAAGAUGUCACAUCUGUUCCCGUUAGGGAGGAGCAGAGAAAUAAAUUACCAGCUAUUGGUUUUAAGGCCAACCAUCCAUCAAAUGAUGCUGGUGUUCAUGCUGGAGAUACGAGAUUUGAUGCCAGUUUAACUGCAACCUCUAGGAGACCUGCUCACGGCAUGCACAACAGACCUGAUCAUCGUGGCAGCAAAGGAAGAUUUAAUGUGCAAGAUGCUGACGGGUGGCAAAAGAAAGCUUCGGCUGUGGACUCCCCAAUUGCAGCAGCAGCUACACAUUCUGAGAGUUCUAUUCCUCUCAUGCAAAACCAUACAUCUGUGGAGUCCACAGAUAAGUCAGGGUCCUAUCCUCAGGGAAAGGAUGAGGGAGAGGCUGUGCAACCCAUCUUCAAUUCAAGUGACAGUCAGUUGCAGCGUUCUAAGAUGAGAGAGCUAGCCAAGCAACGUGUUAAACAACGACAGAAGGAGGAGGAAGAUCGGGAAAGAGAACAGAAGGCCAAAGCUCUUGCAAAGUUGGAAGAGUUGAACAAGCGAACUCAAGCAGUGGAAGGUUUAAAUCAGAAGGCCGAGACUGAUUCUGUACAGAAUAAGCAUGAAGAAUCUCAAGUUUCUAAUGAAUCAACCUCGGUUAUCAGUACAUCUGCAGAACUAACCUCAACAAAGGUUUCUAACACAAUUACAAUUAUGCAGACUAGUGAGAGUAGUUCCACCAUAGUUGAAAAACCAACCUUUCUAGUUGGUGAGCUGCCUGUGGAGACUCUGAAGAGUGCAAACAGGGGACCUGUUGUGUCACAGAUCCACGUGGAGUCAUCACAAAGAGUUGAUAAUACUGAUUCUCCUGACCUUGACAGUGCUCCACAUGUAACUGGCGCCCCUAAUUCUAAGCAUAAGCGUAUGGGCCAUAAACAAAAGCAGAAUAUUCCAUUGGAAAAAAGUUCUGUUGACCAGCUUAUUUCUGCAUCUACAUCUGAAGCACCUAAAAUUCAUACUGAUGCAUCAGUUGAUGUUUCUGCAUCUAUUGAGGUUGUAGCUUGUGAAAUGGCAUCUAGCCUGAAAUUAUCGGAGUCAUCAGUACAACCAAGAAGGAAAAAUAAUAGGGGUGACAAGAACAAGCACAAGGCAGAUGUUAAGUCAUCCAUGGAUGCUGUACCAUCAUCCUUAUCUAAGGAAACAAAUAUUCUUGACACUCCCACUGAUGCCAGCAACCGGAUGGCAGAAGAAUCAGCAUUGAAUUCUAGUUCAGUUAGGUCAGCGGGUGCCGUUAAGGAUUCAAACCAGCCCUCAGAGCCGCACUUGUCAAUACCAAAUGAAGAUACUCAUGGGAGAGUAAAUAACCAAUGGAAACUUCAGCAUUCUCGCAGGAUGAGAAAUCAACAAGGUAAUAGAUCAGCAGAGAAAUUCCAUGGCGGUGAUGCCGUUGUUUGGGCCCCUGUGCGUUCACAGAACAAGGCUGAGGUUGCCAAUGAAGUCGGUGAGAACUCUGUAACUGAGAAUACCAAUUCUGUAAAGAACGACCUGUUGUUACAGAACAAUCCUAGAAACAAGAGGGCAGAGAUGGAGAGAUACGUCCCAAAGCCUGUAGCCAAAGAAAUGGCUCAGCAAGGAAGCUUUCAACAACCAGUGGCUCUUUCAACCGGGCAGACUGCAUUGGAAGAAAUUGUUGGCAGACCAGUUUCUCCAGCUGGACCUGCUACUCAGAAGGGAGGGCCAGCAAUUGCGGCGGGGAAUGGGGACUUUAAGCAGAAUAGGCCAGGAAAAGUUCAUGGAUCUUGGCGCCAACGGGGUUCUGCAGAAUCUGCCAUGGGUCAAAGUUUGCAAGAUAGGAAGUAUAAUACUUCAAACUCUAGCAAGAAUGUUCCAAAAUUAAAUGAGAACCAGCAGCCCCGGAGGUCUGAUGUAAGCUUGGUGAAAGGGCAACUCAAGCAUACUGAUGAAUGGAAUUCUUCUGAUGGCUGGCACAUGCCUGAUAAUUCUGAAUCUUCUGCACCAGUCACAGUUCCUAUUGUGAAAGAGCAUGGAGUCAAAGGAAAGCGGCAUAGCACAAAGGGACAGAAGGGCACAGGCAACACGCAUGAGCAGGAGCAGAAGAAAAUCAAAAGUGAUGAUGACAUGGACAAAUCUAACUCACAAUCUUUAGAUCCCGAGAUAUAUCAAAUAGAAUUUUCAGCUGCUUCAAAAGACAAUCGUGGAAGCCGGGAACGAUCAACUUGUCAUUGGCAACCCAAGUUACAGGCUUCUUCAGCUCCCAACGAAGGCACUACCCCUAGUAUUGGCCAAGGUAUAGGGGUUGAAGUUGGGAGAGGAAACAGGAGGGAUCCCACGGAAACCACGGGAGGUAGUGUAGUUCAGUCAGUCUCUCUCUUGGAAAAAGGCAAAGUGGAAGAAGCUCCUGGUGUACGACAUCCAGAGACCAAGAGAGAAAGGAAGAUGUCGUCACUAAAGGAACAGUCCCACUCCCCAAACCAAGUUCCUGGUGGCCUCGGUGAACAGGAGCAUUCAUCAAAUAUGGAUUUCGAACAUGAGCAGUCAUCUUUCGGAUUCCAGAAAAGUGGUAGACAUAAUAGUCGAUUUGGUAGGGAGCAUGAAUCUCGUGGUCAUUGGGGUGCUGUGGGGCAAGAUAAUAAACAAUAUAAUCAACCUGCUAAUCGUGAUAGACAGGCGAACACUUCCCACUAUGAGUACCAGCCAGUUGGUCCCCACAAUAACAACAAAGCCCACAACUUUGAGCAAUCAAAUGAUGCUUCUCAUAAUACUGGUCCAAGAUCAAGGGGUAGAGGCCAGAAUCACUCCAGGCGUGGUGGCGGAAAUUUCUAUGGAUCCCAAAGUAGCACAUCUACUGUUUGAUAGCUGGUUAUGAUGAGUGUUGGGGAAAGAGGUGUGAUGCAAUUCUUUCCAGGCUAGAAAUAUGACUCCACAAUCGUUGCAUCGAUACCUUGAAUUCUCAGGUAUUCAUAAUAACUUUUGACAGUAAGUAUGGCUGAAUUACUAGUUAUUCAAAGUUGAAUUAUCUGAUAGGUGGCGGUGUUUAUCAGGAGCAAGAGGAAAGCUGAUGAUGCAAAGGCCAAAAUAUCAUUAUAAGUCGAUACGUGGACGGGGUUGAUUUUUUUUUUCCCUUACGUUAAUGUACUAAUUUGAACAUUGUGUAAUUGGGUCAUGUUUUGGGUGCUGUAGAAAUCUUGUGUUGCUUCCUUAUUUGUUGUGCUGUUUCUUUUGCACGAACAGCAGUUAAAGAGACUAAGUCCUGAGGAGAUUUCUUGUUCUCCCGCUCA
Messenger RNA from Tripterygium wilfordii, 5390 nucleotides. RefSeq names its product protein MODIFIER OF SNC1 1-like. The coding region runs from base 331 to 4965 and encodes 1544 amino acids. The record is from RefSeq and is a predicted model, not a curated record. Gene Ontology annotation, biological process: epigenetic regulation of gene expression. The transcript has 11 exons. NCBI's taxonomy places the organism in Eukaryota, Viridiplantae, Streptophyta, Magnoliopsida, Celastrales, Celastraceae.